Molecule: messenger RNA, 846 nt
Organism: Seminavis robusta
Lineage: Eukaryota; Bacillariophyta; Bacillariophyceae; Naviculales; Naviculaceae
Source: the annotation of a GenBank genome assembly
AUGACUCUUGUUACUUUCCUCAAUGAAUCUGAACUCUCUACUACUUCUAAGGUCGGCGUUCCCUCUUUGGAUUUCGAUACUUCUUCCAAAGCAGGCAACUUUCGCUUUACCCUCCGAAAGCGAUCGCAUGAUUUUUCUCCCGAGGUGAACAUGUCAUCUUAUAACUCUGCCUUUCUUUCGGGCCUCUUUGCCGAUGUGGCUCGUGUCGCUCAGAGCGACGACGAAGAUACCACUACUGACGAACAAGAAGAUGCCCGCCUUGACCUCAGCAUGCCCGUGAAGCGAAGCCGUGUCUCUUUGACCAAGUCGUUUUCCCGUUGUGCCCGAUCUUACAAGAAUCUUACCGAAGUUUCCUCUCCCGUCGGUGUGGAUGCCUUCCCAUCCAUUACUACUACUACUACUGUGGAACCGUCUUGCAGUGCCAGCAUGGAGCGAAUCAACUCUCUCGCAUUCCAGCUCAACUGUGUCGAUCCUUCUCCCAAGUCCGUCAAGUCCGUUGUGGAUAUCAUCGACAUGGCCUUUCCCCACCUCCCAGCUACCGUAAGCGACUCUUCCUGCAGCACUACCAAGCAGCAGGAUCUAACUCGGGGUUCUGACCAGCAGGCGUCAGAACUCUCCGAGACUACUCUCAACAAAGAGAGCUACGGUUGGUUUGUCGAGUUGGACGAUGGCGAUGAUGAUACCCCAGUGGUUCCCACUACCAUUCCCACUUCUCGAUCGGAUACCUCCUUGGAUCUGGCCUUUUCGGCCUCUACCGCUCCCAAGCGAGUCAGCAACUACGAAGCCGAACUCGAAUGGGCUCAGGCCGCCGACACGGUCGAUGAUGUGCUUGGAGACUUCUUCUGA